CACUGCUCUAUUUUUAUUUAUUUUGUUUUCUGAGCUACUCUUAUUAGUCGUCGUCGCCGACCUUAAUGACUGUUACUGUAAAAUCGCAAUAUAUAAUAAUAAUAAUAAUAAUAAUAAUAAUAAUAAUUGAGAGUAUUGAGUGAAGUUUCUGAACUAAAUUUGGAGAGAGAUUUUUGGAGGGUAGGAAUUUAGCGUUAAAAAAAAUAAAAAUUAAGAGCGAAGCUAAAUCUGGCAAAGGUGGAGGGGUUGAGGGCGCGAUCGUCGUUGAGGCAAGACGGGAUCGGGAUUUACGACGAUGAGGAGGACGACGAAUCCCAUUUGAGGCCUUGGCCUCGUAGGUUCAUGGCGCUUCCACUCUCUUGCUCCUCCGCUUUUAGAUUCGCCCUCCUUUUCCUCCUACUCGCCGCCAUUGCCACCGCUUGCAUUUUCCUCCCUAUAGAAAAGAUAUUGAAGGAUUUCUUGAUAUGGGUUAAGCAGGAUCUGGGACCUUGGGGCCCAAUUGUCUUGGCCAUUGCAUACAUUCCUCUCACAAUCCUCGCUGUUCCAGCUUCUAUACUUACUCUUGGUGGAGGUUAUCUAUUUGGGUUGCCUUUGGGGUUCGUUGCUGAUUCUAUUGGUGCAACAAUUGGUGCUACAGCUGCAUUUAUUCUUGGUAGAACAAUUGGAAGAUCAUAUGUUAUCUCCAAGUUAAAGAAUUAUCCAAAGUUUGAAGCUGUUGCUAUUGCAAUUCAGAGAUCUGGCUUUAAGAUAGUUCUGCUGCUUCGGUUGGUUCCGUUGCUUCCAUUUAAUAUGCUGAAUUAUCUUCUGUCUGUGACUCCUGUUCGCAUAGAAGAGUAUGUGAUGGCAACGUGGCUAGGAAUGAUGCCUAUAACAUUUACUCUAGUAUAUAUUGGAACAACUUUAAAGGAUCUAUCUGAUGUUACACACGGAUGGAAUGAGCUCUCAACCUCCAAUUGGGUGUUUAUAGGACUGGGUUUCUGUAUAUCCAUUAUUAUACUGGUUUGCAUUACCAAAGUGGCCAAAGCUUCUCUGGAUAAGGCACUUGCUGAAAACACUGAAGUGGAAGGCACGUUGUCUCCACAGACUCUACCCAUUUCAUCAAAUUCUCCUUUGGAUCUCCAAAAGCCUCUCAUUAUCAAGAUUGACCCAGUAGAUGAACAUCAUGAGAGAUAACAUACAUACAUUCUUUUUUUUUCUUCUUUUAUUUUUCUUGUAAAUUCUUUCACUUCUUUACACCUCAUAAUGUUAUAAUUGCUUAGAUCUACACGGGGUUUUAGGAAAUAAACAAAUGGAUUAUAAUAAGUAGGAGUUACUUCUUAAAAUUGUAACACCUUCAUCUUAGAAAUAAGAGAAGGAAUACUAACACAAGUUUAUCAUCUAUUUAAGCUAAAAUGUAGAAUCCUUAAAA
Messenger RNA from Humulus lupulus (European hop), 1408 nucleotides. RefSeq lists its product as uncharacterized. Gene Ontology annotation, cellular component: membrane. NCBI's taxonomy places the organism in Eukaryota, Viridiplantae, Streptophyta, Magnoliopsida, Rosales, Cannabaceae. Bases 343 to 1173 code for a protein of 276 amino acids. The transcript is spliced from 9 exons. The record is from RefSeq and is a predicted model, not a curated record.